CUGAUAAGCCUGCCCCUUAAGUAAGGGCGGCUGCUGCCGGGCCAUCGAGGGGGGUGUUUAGUACUGUCUGCCAGAUCCGCUGCGCGUGGCCCUGCAUUAGAUUCCGCGGAAAGUUGGUUGUCUGGGGCUUUGACGGGCGCGACGCCGAUGAAACUAAUCGAUCCUGGCGCGCCAGCGAGCAACGACGCCUCCAUCGCCGGCGCUGCCACGGCCUGUGCCCCAGAGGUGAAGUACAUCUUGGGGGUAGACGUGGGGAGCACGGUGAUACGGUGCCAUGUGUACGACAAGGCGGCGGUCCUCAAAGGAUUCAGUAGCAAACAGGUAGAGCUUCUUCAUCCUCAGCCAGGUUGGGUUGAAUUUGACCCUGAAAGUCUGUGGACCCAGUUCAUUGAUGUGAUUAAAGAAGCAGUUCAAGUUGCAGGAAUUAAAAUGAAUCAAAUCUCUGCUCUUGGACUUUCCACACAGCGUGGAACUUUCAUUACAUGGAACAAAAAAACAGGGAAACCUUUUCAUAAUUUCAUAAGUUGGCAAGAUGUGAGAGCUGCUGCCCUUGUUAAAUCCUGGAACACAUCUUUUUUAAUGAAGGCAGUCCAUGGUAUUUCUUCAUUGCUGCAUUUUUUCACUCGGAUUGAUAAACUACUGCUAAGCCGUUCUUUUAGUUUUACAACCCAGCAUGUCUCUUUAAGACUGGCUUGGGUUUUACAGCAUCUGUCUGAGGUAGAACAAGCUGCUAAAGAUGGUGAUUGCUGUUUUGGAACAGUUGACACAUGGUUACUUUAUAAACUCACUAAAGGUGCAGUAUAUGCUACAGAUUAUUCAAAUGCUAGUACCACUGCAUUUUUGGAUCCUUAUAAGCUCCAGUGGAGUGUAUUCCUUAGCAAGAUACUUUCCAUUCCGAUAUCACUUUUCCCUCCAAUAGAGGACACUAGUCACAUCUUUGGAUCGGUUGAUACUGAAAUAUUUGGAGUACCUAUUGCAAUAGCAGCUUUGGUAGCAGACCAGCAGGCAGCCAUGUUCGGACAGUGUUGUUUUGAUCGAGGUGAUAUAAAAGUCACCAUGGGUACUGGUUCCUUCUGGGAUAUUAAUACUGGAAACAAAAUUCAUGCAUCUAAGAGAGGCUUGUAUCCAUUGGUUGGUUGGAAAAUUGGGAAAGAGAUAACUUACUUAGCUGAAGGCAAUGCUUCUGAUACUGGAAAUGCUAUAAAAUGGGCUCAGAGCUUAGAUCUUUUUGACAACGUUGGAGAGACAUCACAAAUGGCAUAUAGCCUAAUAAAUUCAGGAGGAGUUUGUUUUGUUCCAUCUUUUAGUGGUUUGCAGAUACCAGUGAAUGAUCCUUAUGCAUGUACUUCUUUUAUGGGGAUCACACCUUCUACUACCAAAAAACAUCUUGUUCGAGCUGUGUUGGAAUCCAUAGCUUUCAGAAACAAACAGCUGUAUGACACCAUCACAACAGAGUUGGGUAUUCCACCUAUGUCCAUUCGAGCUGAUGGAGGCGUCAGUAAAAAUAGUUUUGUGAUGCAGAUGACUUCUGAUUUAAUUAAUAAAUCAAUAAGCAAGCCUGUCAGCACAGACAUGUCUUGUCUUGGAGCAGCUUUUCUAGCAGGCCUCGCUAUUGGAUUUUGGACUAACAAAGAUCAUCUGAAAAAGUUGAGGCAAACUGGCAUGGUUUUUAAGCCACAAAAAGAGCCAAAGGAGUACGAACCUGCCAUGAGUAAUUGGAUAAAAGCUGUCCACCGUUCUCUCUCUUGGUAUAGCCAGGCAUCUCAGCAGUGAGAUCAGAAUUAGUAUAAUUUAUGUGUUGGAUGAUAUAACUCAUGACUUUAUUUCUGCUUUAGAAUUAACUGUACUAAGCAAUUACUGUUUUUCUGACAUCAUUCAAGCAAUACAAAAUGUGUACUGGAAUAGUAGUGAACACCAUGUAGUAGUCAAGAGACUAAAUGCCAUAGAAUGUAUUGUUCUAAGUGAUAAUUAUUUAUAAUGGACAAACUUGAUUUUAUGCAUGAGGCCUCCGUGUGGGAAUGUUCAGAUAUCACUCUGGCAGAUUUUGUAUGGAAAAUCUAGAUCAAAACUGUAACAUGAAGAUCAUUUCCACAUAGAUAUGAGCAUACACAGAUACUACUACACUGUUUUCCUACUGUAAACUGUCUCCUUUUGGUAGAAAUAUAUCUAUUGGUAUUAUCUUCCCCCACCCCAUCCCCAAAUUAAAGAGACACAGAUGCAUCCAUACAUCUAGAUUGGUUCUAAGACAGGAGACUGUCUAGAGUGAAAAGUACUAAAAGGCUUUUAGCUUGUUGUUAGUUUUAAGAUUUCUUUUUUGUUGUGAUAACCAAUAAGUUGAAACUGAAACAUAAUCUAGAAAGCAACUACUUGUCCAAUGAGGUGGCUUCAUACAAGGGAAGAUAGAGACCAGUAAAUCAGCGUAUGAAUUGACCUUACCCUUGCAAUGAUGGCCUUAAUUUUCUUAUGGUUUUAAAAAUGUAUCAGUGAAAUCUUAAAUUUCCAAAUUGGUUAAUUGGAAAUUGGUCAGCUGUCCGUAUUACGUGGCAUGAAAAAUUUAUGACUUGCAGAUAUGGCUAGCAUAAUCAGUGUUGUCCAGUAACUUUUGGAAGUCCUCAGAUUCUGAUCUAAGAGAUGGGGAAAAUCUAAGUAUGUCUACAUUGUCACUUAUGAAAUAUACAAAAUUUUUAGAAUCUAGCUUUUAAUUUAAACAGAAAUGAAAGAAGCAGACUUCUUUUGUGCAUUUAUCCAAAUACUGAAUAGUUGAUGUUUCCGGACUGAGAACAAAUUGGGAUUGUUUUCUACUUAUUAGAUAAGCACAAAGUGGGUCUCUCUUGAAUGACCCAUUGUUACUUUUCCUUCACUAUACACCUCAGUACCUGCUACCUCAGAACUUGAAAACCUAUUGCAGUCACUGUCUCUAUACAGUAUGUAAAAUAUUGAAAGUAGAAUAUUUGUGAAAUAAUGCAUACCAGCCUAAUGCUUUCUGUGGCAGUUUCCAGAUUAUUGUGGUUAGGGUCACAUUUUAUUAUGAGCCAUAAUGUUGGUGUAUUUGGUCUUAGUUGUGCACUAGUGGCAUUACACGUGAAAAAGACUGCUAUCACUUCUUCAGCCAACCCAGAUUUAGAAAGUCCUAACUGAGAAUAAUGUAGUAUACCUAGCCUGUAUUUUUAUCAGUUUAACUGAUUUUAAGAAAAGUGGAUGAAUAUACUUCUUUGGUUACAUAACUUGGGCAGUUGUAUGGAACCCAGUCACAUUUAUGCAAAAUAAUUGUACUUUUUAUUUCUUGAAAAUUAUGCAGCACUUAAAUUUUGUCACUGGUAAAUUCAGUGUUCAUUGUAAUCAGAAUAUUAUUGAUACCUAAGUUCUAUAUAAAAUAAUUUUUGAAGCAUCAUAAAUAUCUGCUGGCUGAGAUUAAAGCUAGUGUUAUGUUGUAUACUUACCUAAGAAGCCACCUUCUUCAGCUCACUACUCACUGGUAGAAGCUCAGGAGAUUCCCAGUUUUAGAAUGACUAGGGAAUAAACUUGUAAACUUAUUCUUGGCAUUCAAAAAAUACAGGGCAAUAAAAAUACCUUGUAAUGAAGUGAAAUUAAUCUUUGGCUAAGAUCUCUCCAAGCCACGGAUAGUGGUUAUACAGUGACAUAUCUUUGGUCUGAGAGAAAGCUAUAUCCUCUGCAGCAAGGCAGUCCUUCAUCUACAAUCCAUUCUGUGAUGGCUCAAUAUAUUCCUCAGAGAUACAGCAGAACUUAAUAGAGAACAUAAAGGAGAAAAUGAGGUUAGCUGUGUUAUACAUUUGUAGACAAGUCUCAGAAAAGUUGUACGCAACUUUGUUUCAACUAGUAAUAAUAUGCAACUGCAAUUAAGUAUGAAAAUCACAGGAAUGUAUUGAUUUUUUUCUAGGCAGAAAUUUUAUUGCAAGAUUCUGGUUUAUGGUGCUAUAUAUCAUAAUAGCAAUGGCCCAAGUCCCAGAAGAAGGAAUGGGACCAGCUGGGAACUGUCUGUGGAAAUCUGUGUUAUAGCACUUUCUGUUUCUUGAGCCAGGACAUAAUUAGAAUAGAAUUAUAUUUCAUCUACAUUCAUUUUUUGAUUGUAUAUGUAUUUAUACAUUAUAGACUAUAGUAGCUAGAUUGCUUUACAUGAAUUAUAAGAAAAAAGGAGUGGCCAAUGUUUGGUCACAAGAGCUGGGAAAGUUUAAGGGUCUCUCCCCCUCCCCCAAAUAUCAUAGGCCAGUUCUCUGGUAGAAUGUUUACCAUGUGCUAUUUAAUUAAAUGAACUAUUUCUAAUUUUAGAAAUAUUUAAUAUGCUUUUAAAUCUGUAAUAAAGAUUAUUGUAUUGUUCUGAAUUAAUUAAGAUACUGAUUAAUUUCAGUCAUUACUCUGUGUUCAAGCAAUCUAUACAGUAACACUACAUACCUAAGAACUGUAUUUUAUUCUUACAUUUUCAUGACAUAUGUUUUGUAAAUUGAAACUAGCUGUUACAAAGUGGUAAAUCAAGACUGCUUUAAUUUCAAUUGUGAUCUCUUACUUCAGAUGUAUAUACUGAAUCCUCAGUUGUAAAUAUAAAUUCCAAGCUUGAAAUAUUUUAAAACUAAAAAUGUAACAGACUGAUUCUCAAUAUAUUAAAGUAUGGCAUUUAAGAGGAA
This is a messenger RNA of Python bivittatus (Burmese python), 4640 nucleotides long. It is a transcript of the gene GK5, whose product is annotated as glycerol kinase 5. Gene Ontology annotation, molecular function: kinase activity. Gene Ontology annotation, cellular component: mitochondrion. Gene Ontology annotation, biological process: phosphorylation; glycerol metabolic process; triglyceride metabolic process. NCBI's taxonomy places the organism in Eukaryota, Metazoa, Chordata, Lepidosauria, Squamata, Pythonidae. The record is from RefSeq and is a predicted model, not a curated record.